Salvia hispanica is the source of this 1266-nucleotide messenger RNA. NCBI's taxonomy places the organism in Eukaryota, Viridiplantae, Streptophyta, Magnoliopsida, Lamiales, Lamiaceae. The record is from RefSeq and is a predicted model, not a curated record.
AUGAAGAAUCUGAGGAUAGCUAAAGUUGAAAUUGCUCGAUUACGCGACAAAAGUUUUGAGGAUUUGGUUGGUUUAAGGCAAAAGCUUUAUUUGGUCCUUGAUUUAGAUCACACGCUACUUCAUUCAGUUAUGUUAACCAAUAUAAAAGAGGAAGAAGCAAAAUUUAUUGACCAACAAGAUUUGCUACCGGAUACCUGGAAGAGUAGCUUGUUCAGACGGGACAAGAUUAAAAUGGUGACUAAAUUGAGGCCAAAUGUGCACACUUUCUUGGAAGAAGCUAGUAAACUAUUUGAGAUGUACAUCUAUACCAUGGGUUCACGUGACUAUGCUUUGGAAAUGGCAGAACUAAUUGAUCCCAAAAAUAAAUACUUUGAUUCAAGAAUAAUUUCACGAGAUGAUUCCACGCAGGAGAAACAAAAGAGUUUGGAUAUUGUUUUGGGGCGAGAAAAUGCAGUUCUCAUUGUUGAUGACACUAAACGGGUAUGGAAAGAUAACAUGGGGAAUUUGAUAUUAAUACAACCAUAUCAAUUUUUCACCUCAAAUCGUGGUGAUAGCCUGUUCGAACGAAAAACGGAUGAAAAAGAGAGGGUUUUGGACAAUAUUUUGAAGGUGCUCCAACAAGUUCACAAUUGGUUCUUUGACAAGGAACGUAAGGAUAAUAUAGAAGAGCGAGAUGUGAGACAAAAUCCGAGGAUAGCUAAAGAUGAAAUGGCUCGGUUACGCGACAAAGGUUUCGAGGAUUUGGUUUGUUCAAGGAAAAAGCUUUAUUUGGUCCUUGGUUUAAAACACAUGCUACUGCAUUCAGUUAAGUUAACCAAGUUAAAAGAGGAAGAAACACACUUUAUCGACCAAAGAGAUUCUCUUCCAGAUACUUGGAAGAGCAGCUUGUUUAGAGGGGACAAGAUGGUGACUAAAUUGAGGCCAUUUGUGCACACGUUUUUGGAAGAAGCGAAUUGUGGUGAAAGCCUCUUUCAACGGAAAACCGAUGAAAGGAAGAGAGUUUUGGCCAAUGUUUUAAAGGUGCUCCAAUACGUACAUACUUCGUUCUUUGACAAGGAACGCAAGGAUGAUAUAAAGGAGCGAGAUGUGAGACAAGUGGUAAGAACACUUGGGAUGAAAAUUUUCAAGCAUUGCGACAUACUAACGAAGGCGGGACUUGUGAGAGUCAAGGUGCCGCAGUAUUUCACAUUAAAAUGUCACAAAAAAUGUACCUCGUUGAGAAGAGCUAAGAUGCAGCGCAAGUGCAAAGCAACUGAAGUAGUUUGA